AUGUCGACAGGAUCCAAGCGGAAAAGGGAGCCAGCCGGGAUAUUCUCAGACAAAGACUUGUCUGCGACAUCUGAUGUGUGGAAAGAGUGCUUCGGCAAGGAUGGCAACUUCACGGUCAUCGUGGAAGAGCCCGCGGGUGAAGCUUCCAAGGAUACAGAAGGUCAGACGGCGGCCAAACGCACGGAGUUCAAGGUAUGGUCUUUCCUGCUGGCCCAGUGGUCUCCCGUCUUUGAGACAAUGAUCAGCUCGGACAACUAUUCCGAGUCGAAGGAGUCGCAGGUCGUCAUUGAAGACUUCUCGGCCAACGCUGUUGAGACGUUUCUUCGCUUCUUGUAUUGUGGUAUCGUCGCAGGCUCUGCGGGAGGUCUUGUGGAGGUGUCUGCACUGGCAGACAAGUAUCAGGUGAAGGCGCUGCAUGCGUUGUGCAUGCCACUGAUUCGGGAGGCGCUCACACCCGUAACCGCCUGUGAAAUUUUGGCUUCUGCGCAGCGUUUCCACAUGGAUGACUUGCGAACAGAGGCGCUGGAUGUCAUCCUCGCCGAGCCUAGAGAGGCCUUGCAAAAGCGGCCACCUCUUCGACCGGAGCUUUUGGAGGAGAUUCUGGGCUCAGGCCUGCUGUGCACAGAAGCAGAAGCACUGAGGAACAUCGUCCGAAGCUGGGAAGGGAAGGACUGCGACUCCCUAGCAUCGAUCAUCAACAUCCAGCAUAAAAAUGAGCGCACGGAAGACGUGCUGGGGACACUGUGGAGUCACUACAAAAACGACAAGAAGAAGAGUGUUUUUUUGGGAUAUUGGGUGUCGGUGGUCCUGGGACCCGAGAAGGGCAGAAGCACGACCACAGACCAGCUUCAACAAGUAGCGUCCAAUCAAAUAAAGUAUAGAGUGACAACAGGGUGGCUGCAGUGGCAGCUUCCGCAUGUCUGGGUUCUUCUUCAGGGCUUCAGCUUUGGUAGCACCAUACCGGCCUCGACAGCUUUUCGGAUCCAUGUGAAGUCUGACGAAGACGGGGCGACCUGGCACCUCGCCUACGAGUCGCACGAGAUGCAGAUUGAAGCUGAGACUUUCCUGGCUUGCAAAAGACCUCCGAGCUUGGUGAAUUACUUCAAGCUGGAGGUCCUGAAAGGUGAGCUUCCGCGCGGUUUCUUCAAAAUCCAUGGCAUUAUGCAGAUGGCCCAGGGUGAGUGGGCAGAGGGGCACGCGCUGAGCCUUCAAAGCCAGGAGAAUGUCCUGCGAAUUGUUGCCCCAGAUUUCGGCACAUGCAACCAGUUGUGA
Symbiodinium necroappetens is the source of this 1272-nucleotide messenger RNA. NCBI's taxonomy places the organism in Eukaryota, Dinophyceae, Suessiales, Symbiodiniaceae. The record is from the annotation of a GenBank genome assembly.